UGAUGAGUGUCCAGAGCAUUGUAACUAACUGCUCUGUGCUGGGUAUCUUCAUCUCUCACCCAGUUGUCUCCCUUUCUGUUCUUGUACAUCUUGAAGCUUUGAAAGACCUUGGGUUAUUACUGGAGCUUCCAGAACUCACUGCUCUAGUGGAUGUUUAUGACCAAGCUGUGAGUAUGGUUGAAGGUUUACAGUCUUUCAGCUCAAAACUGCCAAGUUGCCUGUUAGGUUCAGCUCUAUUUGCCAUAAUUUCAAACAGAAAAAGAAAUGGAAACAUUAACCAAAGUAUUUUAUCCCUUCCAGAAAAUUGUCUUCAGUACGUCUUAGAAAUCAUUUCAAUUUAUUCAUCAAUAAACUGGGAUUAUGAAAGAAUUAAGCAACCAAGUCCUAUGUCCCAGCUAUUUAUAGAUGUGGUCAGCAGUAAAAGUGACUUGCUGAUUCAGUUACUGGACCCUGCAUGUCCAGCAUUUGCAACAUUCAGAACUGACCUUGGACUGGGUGGUCAGGUGUGUCCACGUCACACCAGGGAUCUCUUUGUGUUGAGUUUAACAUCCAACAUCCAAGCCGCUGUGCUACUGAAGAACUCAACAAAGAGACUGACGUCUGCUGUGUUUACAGCUUACACACGUGUAGUGGACAGUUGUCAAGUUGAAGGAUCCAAUGAUUUGGAGCUGAAUACAGAAGGCACCCUUUCCCACAUGUGUAAGUGGAUCAAACAGCUGAUUGAUCUGGCCAGUCCAGCUGAACUUCAAGCUAUUUCUGUGCCUCCCUUGAACAACCCAGGCUCACAUGUAGUGCUGUACAGAUACAUCAUUGAGAAAAAGAAAGGCUGGAUCUAGUGAUGCUUGUUUUCUAAAACGUAACAGUAACCUAAUUCAGACACUCAACACUAACCUAAUUCAGACACUCAACAGUAACCUAAUUCAGACACUCAACAGUAAGCUAAUUCAGACACUCAACAGUAACCUAAUUCAGACACUCAGCAGUAACCUAAUUCAGACACUCAACAGUAACCUAAUUCAGACACUCAACAGUAACCUAAUUCAGACACUCAACAGUAAGCUAAUUCAGAUUAUCAACAGUAACCUAAUUCAGACACUCAACAGUAACCUAAUUCAGACACUCAACAGUAACCUAAUUCAGACACUCAACAGUAACCUAAUUCAGACACUCAACAGUAACUUAAUUCAGACAAUCAACAGUAAGCCUACUUUGUUCCCUGGAGAUUGCAGUGGGUACAGCAGAACCAAAAUGUUUAAUCUGCAUGCUGUGGUAACACAAACUCACUCUAUUAUAUGGAUUAAUGGAUUCCAUAUUUUGUGUUUACUGUCGACUUAGGAUUAGAUGCAAGCAGUUAAAAAGAUUUUUUACAACCAUAUAAUGUUAUGAAGAGUCCAGUUUUUGUUAUUUUUACUCUGCCUUUAUUGUGGUUCUACUUAUGUGAUUAAAAUUUCAAAAUACUUUCAAACACGCUAAAUCUUUUCUUUGUCUCAGUCUUAUGCUGAUUGUGCUUUUGUUUGGCAUAAUGUAAUUUACCAAAGGAUACAUUUGCUAUUUUACAGCAUUAUAUUAAGUUUAUACAAGGUUUAUUAU
Physella acuta is the source of this 1590-nucleotide messenger RNA. RefSeq lists its product as uncharacterized. NCBI's taxonomy places the organism in Eukaryota, Metazoa, Mollusca, Gastropoda, Physidae. The record is from RefSeq and is a predicted model, not a curated record.